UAAUUAAAGAAAAAAGAAACUUCAUCUUUCUUGUUAACCAUGGAUUCCCCUCAUUGCACCCGUUCUCUAUCAGUGACUUUGUUCUAUCUUUUCAUCCUUUUGUCAUCAAAUCUCUUAACAUUAUUCAUCUCCACCUCUUUGUACGCAUCUUGUUCAUUAAACCCUACCGGAAACCUACUCGUUACUACUGAUCAUAACACAAGUCCACCACCAUCAGACCUUCCACCUGAAUUUAUAGCCUUUACAUCACCAAAAGACCUCCCUUUUGGAAUGAACUCUAACUUUGACUCAGAUAAGCUAUACCCUCCAGUUGGGAGCUUAUGUAACCUUUUUCGUGAUGAAAUUCGACAAUACAUGUCGUAUAAGGUGAAUGGAUCCUGUCCAGAUGAUGAACUUUUAGCACAAAAACUGCUCCUCAAAGGGUGUGAGCCACUACCCCGUAGACGAUGCCGCCCAGCUGCACAGGUGCAGUAUGUUGAACCUUACCCUACUCCAGAAUGCUUCUGGUCCACACCAUCCGAUUCAUCGGUCGUCUGGACCGCGUAUACUUGCAAGAAUUACUCGUGCUUAAUCAAUCGCAAACGAAACCAAAAAGGGUUUGAUGACUGUAAAGACUGUUUUGAUCUUGGAGGUAGAGAGAAGACUAGGUGGGUUGAAUCUAACAACCGAGGUGGUAUUGACUUUGCGAUCGAUGAUGUGUUGGCAGUCAGGAAACCAGGGACGAUCAGGAUAGGUCUAGAUAUCGGAGGGGGGGUGGCCACUUUUGCAGUAAGAAUGAGAGAACGGAAUAUAACUAUAAUAACAACUUCCAUGAAUUUAAAUGGUCCUUUCAAUAGCUUUAUAGCAUCAAGAGGUGUUGUACCUAUGUACAUAAGCAUUUCCCAAAGACUUCCUUUCUUUGAUAACACUCUAGAUAUAGUCCACUCAAUGCAUGUUUUGAGUAACUGGAUACCCACCACGUUGCUACAUUUCUUGCUUUACGAUGUAUAUCGGGUUCUUAGGCCGGGUGGGCUGUUUUGGCUUGAUCAUUUCUUCUGUGCAGAAGAUCAACUUGAAGAUGUUUACACCCCACUUAUUGAAAGCAUUGGAUUUUCUAAAUUAAAGUGGGUGGCAGGGAGGAAAUUGGACAGGGGGGCAGAGCUACGAGAGGUGUAUCUAUCAGCAUUGCUUGAAAAGCCACUCAACAACUCUUGGUAGCAGAAAGAAAACCAAUGAACAGAAAGAGAGAAAGAGGGGAAAACCACUACCCCAACAUGUUGCUUAAAGUUUGUUUUUAUAAUAAGAUUGCCUAUUUCGUAUUAGAUUUGAGCUUACAAGAUUGGAGUUGCAAGUUAAAUUAAUAAUAUCCAUUCUGUGUUACACUGGCUAUAUGUUAUCUCUAUCUUUCAGGUUGAAUUUUAUUGGUUUCAUGUGUGACAACCCGUACUUUUGAGGUUA
Messenger RNA from Helianthus annuus (common sunflower), 1437 nucleotides. RefSeq names its product probable methyltransferase PMT19. Bases 40 to 1197 code for a protein of 385 amino acids. The record is from RefSeq and is a predicted model, not a curated record. The transcript has a single exon. NCBI's taxonomy places the organism in Eukaryota, Viridiplantae, Streptophyta, Magnoliopsida, Asterales, Asteraceae. Gene Ontology annotation, molecular function: methyltransferase activity.